AUUACUGUCGUGUGUCGGUUCAUCUCGAUCGGAUGGGAUAAUCUCGCAUAAACGUGUUAGGUAAAGUGCGAGAUACGAAACGUGCUGUCAUGUCGCAUUUUUGCGACGCGAUGAGUAACGGGAAGUUGUAUAACAUCUCAUCGCGGUAGGGAUACUCGCGUUUUUCGUUCCCGUUCACUCACCCGGUUGUCAGCUGCGACGAUAACACCAUGGCUUGGCUCGGCACGAUCGCGAACAACGUGCUGCGGAACAUCGUCUUCACGGACACGCCGCCGAACGUGGUUCUGGAGGUCCGGCCGGACCAGUACAGCAAUCGGCACAUACACUCCCGCGAGGACGGCAUUGUUCUCUACGGGCCCGGCGGUAAGAAAAAUCAGGAAAAAUACGAGAUCGUCCUGCACAGGCCGUGCACGGAGACCCUGCAUGAAGCGUACAGUCUGUUUCGAUCUGAAACUCUACAAGGUGCGGAGGAACGAUUUUCAAUAUAUAAAGACAAAGUCCCUGUGCUUGUGCAGAUAGUGCGUGAGAUGUGCAGUGUUGGAAAAAUUCAAAAACUCUGCGACACUCUCACACAACACCCAACGUGGACUUUAGCACAUCUAGCCGCGUACUUUGCCCUCCACGACGCGUUCACGCAUGUGAUCGUCAACAGCCAACUCAACAGUGGCGAUUCGGAGACCGGUAUCUCGCCCCUGCAAGUCGCCAUACAAACACACAACCUGCGCACCGUCGAGAUGCUGAUAGCGGCGAAGAGUUCGCUGGAGCAUCUGGAUUACAAUGCGAAUACCGUUUAUCAUUACGCGGCUACGUCUACUAAGGAGAUCAUUCUUGCUCUGGGUCCUGGUCUUCCAAACAGUUUAAAUAGUCGUAACAGCAACGGUCACACCCCUUUACAUGUCGCAUGCCUGAACGACAAGCCUGACUGCGUGAGAGCGCUCCUGUUAAUCGGCGCCGACGUAAACAUACCCGCUUCCGAGGGUCAGCCCUCCAGUCCCGGCUACGUCGGCGAUUACCUGCAGCAGAACAAACCGAACGUGCUUCACCCGGAGGAUAUGAAGUUCGGUGGCACGCCGUUGCAUUGGUCGCGUAGUCGCGAGGUGAUCACGGCGCUGAUUGACACCAACUGCGAUAUCGACGCGCCCAACUUCAACGGGCGUACCGCGCUACACGUGAUGGUGAUGCGCAAACGGCUGCCUUGCGUGGUCGCUCUGCUGAGCCACAUGGCAUCCGUCAACAUCGUCGACAACGACGGCAACACACCGCUGCACCUUGCGGUUGAGGCAGAGACACCGGCCAUCGUGCAGGCGCUCAUCGGUUUCGGCUCCGACAUUGACGCGCAGAACUGGAAGGCGGAAACACCUAGACACAAAGCGAACGUGGACACCACCGAUGGCAACAAGAUAAUCUACAUGUUGCAUGCGGUGGGCGCGCAGAGGUGCCCGCCAGAAAUGGCGGGUUGUCAUCUCGGCUGCAAGCACGGCGAGAACUAUACUGGUAUUGCGCCAGAGGAACCACCACAUUAUAUACCGCGCACGAUUCUCGAUCAAAUGCUUCACGUUUCCGGCAUGGAGAAGAUGGCCGAGCACGGAAACCGUAAGCGAAUCAAGGGCGGUAGGCUACUUUGUCUCGAUGGCGGCGGUAUUCGGGGACUAGUGCUUAUACAGACGCUACUGGAGAUCGAAUCGGUGCUGCGCAAACCCGUGAUGCACUGCUUCGACUGGAUCGCCGGCACGUCCACCGGCGGUAUCCUGGGACUCGGCCUCGCCGCUGGUAAGUCUCUACGGGAAUGUCAGGCACUCUACUUUCGUAUUAAGGAGAACGCCUUCGUGGGUUCGCGGCCUUACAACAGCGAAGGUCUGGAGAAGGAGUUGAAGGAAUGCCUCGGCGCUGAUACCGUCAUGGCCGACAUCCAAAUACCAAAGAUAAUGAUCACGGGCGUGCUCGCCGAUCGUAAGCCCGUGGAUCUUCAUCUAUUCCGCAACUACGAGGCGCCCAGCGCGAUCCUGAAGUUGCCGGAGAGCUCGAUGUUCAAACCGACAUUGUCGUCGCGGGAGCAGUUGCUUUGGAAAGCGGCGAGAGCGACCGGUGCGGCGCCGUCGUACUUCCGAGCGUUCGGCCGUUUUCUGGAUGGCGGUCUGAUCGCUAAUAAUCCCACCCUGGACGCCAUGACGGAGAUCCAUGAAUACAAUCUGGCUCUAAAGGCUACUAAUCGCGAGAAGGAGGUGAUACCACUGUCGCUGGUGGUCUCCCUCGGCACAGGAACCAUACCGACCACGUAUGCCCUGAAUGAGAUCGACGUUUUCCGACCGGACAGUCUCUGGGACACCGCCAAACUCGCGUUCGGUAUCUCGGCGCUUGGCACGCUGCUGGUCGAUCAGGCAACAGCCAGCGACGGCCGUGUAGUCGAUCGCGCUCGCACCUGGUGCUCCAUGAUCGGUGUACCGUACUAUAGAUUCAGUCCGCAUCUAUCGACGGAAGUCGCCAUGGACGAGAAGAGCGAUGAGAUAUUGGUGAACAUGAUCUGGACAGCGAAGGCGUUCAUGCACGCGAAUCGAGAUGUGGUGCAGGAACUGGCAACCAUAAUCGGGCGCGACUCCAGUUUGGAGGACUAAGAAGAAGGACUUUAAGGGGACGUCGUCGAAAAGAAAAGUACCUGGUUGCAGAAUCACGUCGCACGCACAUACACAUUCACGCUUGGUAUAAUUAUAUCGACGAUUUACCGCUGGCUCGGUUAACGAUUAUGUAAUUAGCCUAGCAAUUAUCUCGUUACGUAGCGUGUAUUAUAGUUACUUCUUCACCGCUACUUGCCGCCGAUGUCUCGACAAAUGUGAUAUUAGAUUGCCUUUUUUCCUCCGCUCACGUUAUAGACAGCGUGAUUUGCGAGAUGUUCACAUGUGCUCGUACAUAUCUUUUUUUUUUCUCUCAUAAUUCUAACUCAGUGGAGAUUACAUUUUUCUCCUAGUCACUGGAAAUCUCGUGGAAUGGUACACAUAAGUUAGUAUACAUAUUUUUUAUAUAAUUUAUAAAUCUGUAAGUUCAGUGUUUAAAAUGGUUUAUAUCGUUCCUAUUUUUCUGCAAAUAGUCUCGAAGAAUAUGAAUGUCGCAUAUUGAGUCGUAACUCAAGAAUACUUAGGUAAUAGAUCUGAUUUAUUUGUAUUGUAAACAAAUUUAAUGACAGUUAAAAGGUUACCUGUUCUCAAACCUAUUGUGUGUUGACUCGUAAUAUAUAUUCAAACAUAGGUAAAUAGCUAAAUGGCACGCGCGUAGCGCGCGCCUGUAAUGUCUAAUAAAUUAAAAAAAAAAAGGUUACAAAGCAAUCGAAUAAUAUGUCUCGCUUUGUAGAAUAAAGUUAAGUAACUGAA
Messenger RNA from Temnothorax curvispinosus, 3362 nucleotides. It is a transcript of the gene iPLA2-VIA, whose product is annotated as 85/88 kDa calcium-independent phospholipase A2. Bases 210 to 2612 code for a protein of 800 amino acids. Gene Ontology annotation, cellular component: mitochondrion. The record is from RefSeq and is a predicted model, not a curated record. The transcript has 3 exons. Gene Ontology annotation, molecular function: protein binding. Lineage: Eukaryota; Metazoa; Arthropoda; Insecta; Hymenoptera; Formicidae. Gene Ontology annotation, biological process: lipid metabolic process; positive regulation of ceramide biosynthetic process.